Molecule: messenger RNA, 2530 nt
Organism: Ruditapes philippinarum (Manila clam)
Lineage: Eukaryota; Metazoa; Mollusca; Bivalvia; Venerida; Veneridae
Product: WW domain-binding protein 11-like
Exons: 16
Coding region: 156-1973 (605 amino acids)
Biological process (GO): mRNA cis splicing, via spliceosome
Cellular component (GO): spliceosomal complex
Source: RefSeq, a predicted model, not a curated record
AUCAUAAGCGGCCUUACAGACAACAUGGACAAAUUCAAUUGUUUUUCUACAUUAUUUAGAAUUUGAAAUACAUCCUAAAUUCGAAAGUUUUAUGUCAUUCUGCUGAUGCAAACACUUUAAGUUUUUACCAUUUUGUGAAAUAUACCAAUCAAAACAUGGGUCGUCGGUCAAUAAAUACCACCAAGAGUGGGAAGUACAUGAAUCCAACAGAUCAGGCCAGAAAAGAAGCAAGAAAAAGAGAGUUGAAAAAGAAUAAAAAGCAGCGUAUGCUAGUCCGUACAGCAGUAUUGAAAGGCAAAGAUCCACUUAAACUUCUAGAAGAGAUGGAAAUUAUAGAUCAGAUGGAGUUUAAUCCAAUGGAAGCUCCAAAGCUUAAUGAGAAAGUGUUAAAAGAUAAAAGAAAGAAACUUAAAGAAACUUUCCUUAGAGUUAUGAGACUUUAUGAAAAAGAAAAUCUUGACUAUGCUAAAGAAUUGAGGAAAGCCGAAAUUGAAUAUGAGAAAAAGAGAGAAAGACUUCAACUACAUUACGAUCAAGUGAAGAUAGCUGAGAGAGUACAGUUAAAUGAAAUCCCUUUACCUGAUAUGCCGGCAGAACCUGCACCUUCUGCUAUUCCAUUGCCAAGUGAUAUACCUCUUCCACAGAAAGGAAUUCUGAAGAAACAUUCAGCAUACAGAGACCCACAUUCAACAAGUCUGACCGAGAGGCGGAAAAAGAGACCUGGUCCCCCUCCAGGGCCACCACCAGAGCUCAGUGACAGUGAACCUGAAGAAGAAGAGUAUGAUCCUGCUACAGGUAUUGAGGAGGUUUUGGGAACAGUGGAGGUAGAGCAUCAUCUUGAAGAGAUGGAAUCAGAACCACCAUUACCUGAAUUCACAGAAAAAGAGAAGAAGAAGAAAAUAAGAUUUAUUGAUGACGACACUAGAGACCCGUCAUUAGAAGAGAAAGACACACGACUGAAAUUUGGUCUACCUAAAAAGCCAGCCGUGACAUCAUUACAAAAGAGGAUGUUGGAAAUGGCAGGACAGGAUGUGCCGAAGGAAGACAGUGAUAAAGAAGGUCGGGACAGCUCGUCAAGUUCUGACUCCAGUGAUGAUGAUGAUGAUUAUAAACAGAGGAGAGAUCGAAGAGAUAGAAGAAGGGACAGUGAUUCUAGCAGUGAGAGCGAGGAGGAAACAUUUGCGUCGCACCGUGACCACAGUGAUGAUGAGGACGACAAUGAUAAUAAGAAAAUUAGUGAACCUGUAGAGAAGAUUGAAGAUGUACCCAUACCUAUACCAAUACCAAUGAAACCUGCAGCCCCUCCAGGACCCCCACCAGGGGCUCCAGCAGGAAUGCCCCCAGGACUUCCUCCAGGUCCACCUCCUGGAGCACCUCCUAUGAUGAUGAGGCCACCACCCCUUCGUGGUGCCCCUCCUGGGCCUCCAGGUGGCCCUCCAAGAAUGAUGCGCCCUGGACCACCUCCUGGACGUCCACAGGGCAUGCCACCAGGGCCACCACCUGGCCUUCCUCCAAACAUCAGAUUACCUCCAAGAUUACCACCAGGAGGCCCUCCAGGAAUGCCACCUCCAAGAAUGUUACGGCCUCCAGGUGGACCACCAGGUAUGGGUCCUGCCUCCUUGCCACUCCCACCAGGAGUUGCUCCUCCUCAACAGAACCCGAACGUUCUCAGUGCUCCUCCAAGCAUCAUGAAGCUGCCACAAAAGAUUGCCCCAGAGGAAAAGAAAGAUGCCGCUACUAUAUCAGCAAAGCCCCAGAUCAAGAACCCUAUCGGAGAUGUUACAAGAUUUAUGCCCACAUCUCUAAAGGUGAAAAGAUCUGCCAAAGAUACAAAGGUUAAGAAAGCAGGUACUGAAGAUGAGAGACAUAAUGUAGGUGUACCAGUUAAACAAACACCUGCCCUACAACAGCCUGGUAAAAAGAAGGAUGAUGCUUAUGAUCAGUUCAUGAAAGAAAUGGAAAACUUAUUGUAGCAGAAUGAAAAAUAGGCUGUGUGUGUGAGAGGAGGAAGUCAGGGUGAUGGUUAGAACACAUAAAAUGAUGACAUCACAGAUUUCAUCAUAACUUUAUCUCCUUCAGAAGGAUUUAACAUAUUGUGGAAUGAAAUUCUACACUAUAUGGACAUAGACCUGUCUGCUUAAUAAAAUACAGGAACCAAGAUUUCAAAAACUUUAUUAAAUAUUAUAUAAAAAAGUAGCAGUACAAAAAACAAAUUAUUUGUCCAAAAUUAUUUUUGUCGGAGAUAUUAGUGAACUUAAUCAAAUUCCAUGUGCAUUUUUCUGAGUUUUGUGACUAGUUUUCAAACAGACAAUAAAAGUAAAAGACACAGCAAUUAAGGCCUGUACCUUUAAUAUAGGAAACAGAAUUUUAACAAAGUCAGGAAUAGUCCUAUCUUAUAGUUGUUUCUGCUGACUCGGCAGAAUUUGUGCAAGAUUUAAAUACAUAAUAUUGCAAUGUAAAAAGAUCAUUUUCAAAUUUUUCAUUGUCAUUUUUGUAAAUUUCAGCAUAUUUCAAUAAAUGUCAUACAUCC